GAGCUCUACAUACACACAAAAGUCAUGAUUGUAGACGAUCGUUAUGUCAUAUGCGGAUCAGCUAACUUUAACGACAGAUCACAACUUGGUGAUCACGAUUCCGAGAUUGCUGCUCUCAUUGAAGACACUGCCAUUGUAAAAACGCGUAUGGCCGGACAAGACUGGGAAGCAAGAAGAUUUGCGUAUUCGCUUCGUAAUUUCCUCUUCAAGGAACACCUUGGCCUGCUUGGUGACCAAAUUCACCAUGAAUCUACUUCCGGCAAUUGCCAUCCUCCACCACUGGCUCUGGAUUCCAGAUCUUUCUCAGUCGAUGAACAACUGCAAGAUCCUGUGAGCGAUGAAUUCUACAAAAAUAUCUGGUUGAAGACAGCUACCACAAAUACUUUGGCAUUCCGGGAUGUUUUCCAUUGUUAUCCUGACGAUACUGUCACGAACUGGGAGGAAUUCAAUGCGUUUAUCCCAGACCGUAAGGCGGUUAAGAUUGGUCACGUUCAUAAUCUUGACAGAUCAGUUGAAGAUGUUAAAGCCAAUCUCGCCAAGAUUAGGGGUCACUUGGUUCUUUUCCCAACACAAUUCUUGAAGAAUGUGGAGCUGCAAGGCGCGGGUCUUAUUGUCGAUAGUCUCACACCUAUGAAGAUAUUUGUCUAA
Paraglomus occultum is the source of this 648-nucleotide messenger RNA. NCBI's taxonomy places the organism in Eukaryota, Fungi, Glomeromycota, Glomeromycetes, Paraglomerales, Paraglomeraceae. The record is from the annotation of a GenBank genome assembly.